This is a messenger RNA of Tremella mesenterica DSM 1558, 1005 nucleotides long. RefSeq lists its product as uncharacterized. Gene Ontology annotation, biological process: DNA integration; DNA transposition. The transcript has 2 exons. NCBI's taxonomy places the organism in Eukaryota, Fungi, Basidiomycota, Tremellomycetes, Tremellales, Tremellaceae. The coding region runs from base 1 to 1005 and encodes 334 amino acids. The record is from RefSeq and is a predicted model, not a curated record. Gene Ontology annotation, molecular function: DNA binding.
AUGGUCACUAUCCCUCGAACCCCUUCCAAACGUGGUACCGUCAUUGGUUUUCACAAAGCUGGCCUCACACUUGGUCAGAUUGCUCGCAAGCUAGGCUGGCCUCGAUCUACCGUCCAAUAUACAGUCGAAAGAUACAAACAAUACGACACUGCCUACGAUCGCCCACGCCCAGGACGCCCUUCCAAGAUGGAAAGAACUACUCGUCGAAUUAUCCGUGAUAUCACCCAUCAUCCCCAAGUUCCCUUCGGCUCUAUUGCCUCCACAUACAACCUCAGUGAACCCACCAUCCGCCGCAUUGCGGCCAGACAUGGUCUCCACCGCCGAGUCAUGCGCCGUACCCCUUUCUUACGCCCACAAGCAAUCGAAAAGCGGAUCAAUUGGGCAAAGGAUAAUGUAGGACAGGAUUGGAGCCGAGUUAUCUUCACAGAUGAGAUGUCUUUGGAGUUGGGACUUGCAAGGUGUGCUUAUACAACUCGAGGAGUUGGACAGGCGUUUGAUUUGAAACAUCUUCAACCAACAUUUCGAUCUGGGAGGAAGUCUAUCAUGGUAUGGGGUGCUAUGGCACAUAAUCAUAAAUUCCCUCUCAUUCUUCUUCCUCCUGGAGGACUCAAUGCCGCUCGCUAUUCCGAGAUUGUCUUACCAAAGCUGAAGGAGUAUGAAGAGAUAUUGUCUGCAGAGAUUGACCGAAUGGUCCUAGUAGUUGAAGACAACGCUCCAUGCCACAAAGCAAAACACAGUCAGCAAAAGCGUGAUACACUUGGUCUCCAUUCACUUAUCCACCCUCCCUCAUCUCCGGAUGUUAAUCCUAUCGAGAAUCUCUGGUCAAUGGUGAAGUACAAGGUUAGCAAGCGCCUUCCAAGAGCGACAAACGUGGAGCAGUUGUUUGAACAUUGUGUGGCGGAGUGGGAAGCUAUAGACAUGGAUAUUGUCAACAAGGUGGUGGCUAGCAUGCCAAGGAGGGUUGAGGCUGUCAAGCAUGCUAAGGGGUACGCUAUCAAGUACUAA